GCUGUACUUAUGAUUAUUCGUUGCAUUGAGAACCACAAUAGUGUCUAAUACUCAAUUAAUUCUGAGCAACAGACUAGACAUGGCUAGUGGUCUGGAGAUCAUCAACAUAGAGCAGUGGAUCGGGGAGAAUAUGUCUUCUUUCCUCCCUCCAGUCUGCAACAAGCUUAUGCAUGGUGCUGGUCAACUCAAGGUGAUGUUUAUAGGAGGCCCCAACCAGCGGAAGGACUAUCACAUUGAAGAGGGGGAGGAGUUCUUCUACCAACUCCAAGGAGACAUGUGUCUCAAGGUAGUCGAGAAAGAUGCACACAAAAACGUCCACAUCAGGCAGGGAGAGUGCUACCUACACCCGAGUCGGAUCCCCCACUCUCCUCAGAGGCUGAACAAUACAGUGGGACUCGUGAUUGAGAGGGACCGCUCCAAGGACGAGACUGACGGACUCAGGUACUAUAUUGAUGGUACGACUGACCCACUGUGGGAAGAGUGGUUCUACUGUUAUGAUCUGGGCACUCAGCUGGGACCUGUCAUCAAGAAGUACUUUGCUUCAGAUGAGCACAAGACUGGCCGUCCACCACCAGGCAAGGUGUUUCCCAAGCCUCCAGUGGACAUUGAUGUUACCACUGUAACAGACAAGCCAUUCAGCAUGUCUCAAUGGAUAUCUGAUCAUCGGGAGGAGAUAGUUGAGAAUGGAUCAAAGGAUUUGUUCAACAACGGAGAGUUCAAGAUUGUGAUGUGGGGAGGGGGUGAGCAGAGGGGGGAAAACAUUGGAGCCUCUGAGACGUUUCUAUGGCAAAUGGAGGGCGAGGCGGAGGUAUCCAGUAGCUGUGGGUCUGGAGUGAUGAAUGAGCAGGAUUCCGUUCUCCUUAAGGCCGGAGAAAAGUACACUGUGUGCAGAGAGCCUGACUCCAUUGGAAUGUGUGUCACCACCAACCCUCUUGCCAACAAGAAGAAGUAAAUAUUGGUUGUUUGAACAGUGGAACUCACUUAGUAUAUACCCCACCCUGUGUAUGUCAAGUUAUGGACAAAAAUUAUUAUUAGGUCAAAAAUAAUUAUUACAAAAAUAGUUUGUGUCUAUAAUUACAAUAACUGUGUGUAUAACCUUA
Halichondria panicea is the source of this 1100-nucleotide messenger RNA. RefSeq names its product 3-hydroxyanthranilate 3,4-dioxygenase-like. The coding region runs from base 80 to 952 and encodes 290 amino acids. The record is from RefSeq and is a predicted model, not a curated record. Gene Ontology annotation, cellular component: cytoplasm. Gene Ontology annotation, biological process: quinolinate metabolic process; 'de novo' NAD+ biosynthetic process from L-tryptophan. The transcript is spliced from 11 exons. Gene Ontology annotation, molecular function: 3-hydroxyanthranilate 3,4-dioxygenase activity; iron ion binding. NCBI's taxonomy places the organism in Eukaryota, Metazoa, Porifera, Demospongiae, Suberitida, Halichondriidae.